AAUCGAAUUCCUGCAAAACAUUCACGUCGCGCGGUUCAGGUUAGACCCGGUUAGUCUACACUAUAAAUAAAAUCGUGAUGUCACGUUGUAAUUGUUGUUGUUGAUAAACGAAUAGGAAUUCUUCAGUUAUAAGAUUUUUUACAUCUUUAAAGGUUUGAAAAUUUGUUCAAAUUUGUCUAUUGUGUUCACCUGAUAAAAAGUUAUACGUUAAUUUUAUUUGAUUAAAGAUGAGCGCCGGCAAAGAAUCUCCGGAUCCUGCUAUAGAUAAAAGAUCAAGUGACGCGAGUAUCGUGAGUUUAAUAACGAGUACAUUAAAAAAGGCAUCUAUAGUAGGGAUAGUUUAUUUUGCGGGAUAUAUGCAAUGGUCGGUUGCGUGGUUCAUAGGUCCGUUGGUAUUAGCCGUUAUCAGGGAUCAAUGGAAAAAAACGAAUGAUCGGAAGCGAACCAUUGCUAAAGCUGCCGCAUUGGCAAGCGAAAAGGACGUAGUCUUAGCGAGACUCAAUGAUUUGCCAGCAUGGGUUUUCUUUCCCGAUAUCGAGAGAGCGGAAUGGUUAAAUCGAAUUAUCAAACAAGUAUGGCCUAACGUUAACAAGUAUGCGAAACAAAUUGUCAGAGAUUCUAUUCAACCCGCGCUGAAAGAAAGUUUGGAAAAAUAUAAACUAUCGGGCUUCAAGUUUGAACGGAUUAUUUUGGGGACAGUUCCAUUUAGAAUCGGAGGGGUCAAGGUCUACGACAGGAACGUAGAUCGCAACGAGAUUAUCAUGGAUUUGGAUAUAUUUUAUGCCGGAGAUUGCGAUAUCACAUUCUAUUUGUCUGGAAUGAAAGGCGGUAUAAGAGAUUUUCAAUUGCACGGAAUGCUAAGGGUAGUGAUGAAGCCUCUAAUAUCUUCGAUGCCGUUGGUUGGAGGCCUGCAAGUAUUCUUUUUGAAUAAUCCUGACAUCGAUUUUGAUUUGGUGGGUAUCGCCGAUGUCUUGGACAUGCCUGGUUUGAGCGAUAUUUUAAGAAGGAUUGUGGUAGAAACCGUUGCUAAUAUGAUGGUGUUGCCAAAUAAAUUCCCCAUAAAAUUAAGUGAAGAGGUUGAGGCGGUGGAACUGAAAGCUCCGGAGCCGGAAGGAGUUUUAAGGGUCCACGUGGUGGAAGCCAAACAUCUUAUGAAAAAAGAUAUAAGCAUGCUGGGAAAAGGAAAGUCCGAUCCUUACGCAGUCAUCACGGUCGGCGCUCAAGAGUUUAAAACGAAACCCAUUGAUAACACCGUCGACCCCAAAUGGGACUACUGGUGCGAGGCAAGUGUUAAUUCAGUGGACGCUCAGUUUAUAACCUGCUCGUGUUGGGAUUGGGAUCCAAAAAUUCCCGGUCAAGCUCAAGACGAUUUUUUGGGCAGGGCUACCAUCGAGGUGGAAAACAUCGUCAAAAAGGGGCAUGAAGAUACGUGGGUAACGCUGGAACAAGCGAAACACGGAAUGGUCCAUCUUCGUUUUAGUUGGUUAACUUUGAGUCACGAUUACGGAGACUUAAACGAUAUUUUAAACGAAACUCAAAGCUUGCAAGUGUCUUCGUUAAAUACUGCUUUGCUUACAGUCUUUAUCGAUUCCGCAAAAAAUUUGCCGCAAGCUAGAAUGUCAACGAAACCAGAUCCGUACGUAGUUCUUCGCGUCGGUAGUCAAACCAAGAAGACCAACGUCUUAAUGAGGACAAUCCAUCCUGUUUGGGAACAAGGAUUUACUUUCCUAGUGGCAAAUCCCGAAAAUGACACUUUGAACUUGAGCAUCAUGGAUCAGAAAACGAAUUCGGAAAUUGGACAGCUAGUUUAUAAAAUUAAAAAUCUUUCAAAUAAAGCCAACUUGGAAAUUAGCAAGGAACCGUUUGGAUUAAUUAAGUCCGGACCGGAUAGUAAGAUCUUGUGGUCUAUGCAUUUAAGGAUCUUGAAAAAAAGUGUAGGAGAAGAGGGCAUGCUAGAAGACGAACCAGAAUCACUUCGACGCGCCGACUCUAGAACGUCGAUAGCCUCGGCUGGCUCUAGGCAAAGUUUGAUUCGAAAAUCUUCAGAAGAAUCUCCGCAGGACCCUGCGAAAGAGGAAUUUGUCACUGACAAGUCAAUCGAAGAAGUGAUUCCCAGUUCGAUGACCUCCAGUGUUCUUCAAAGUAGCGCUGAUUCGCUGCACCAUAGAACUCCAGUUGUUACUUCAUCAGCUGGGGAAGCUGGAUUGGGAAGAAUUCAGUUGACUCUGAACUACAGCAUUCAGCGACAGAGGCUUAUCGUCAAUGUACAUAAGAUUGCUAAUAUUCCCCUCAAAGACCCCUCGAGUAUUCCUGAUCCAUACGUGAAGUUGUAUCUUCUCCCCGAGCGCUCAAAAGACAGCAAAAGGAGAACCCAGGUGAUAAAAGAUAAUUGCAAUCCAGUAUACGAGGAGAUUUUCGAGUAUGUCAUAAAUCAAGCGGAAGUUAAUAAUAAACAGCUUGAAGUAACCGUUUGCACCCAGAAACAACUGUUUUAUUCCAGCAGUAACAUUUUGGGACAGGUACUGAUCGACAUCAGUAAAAUUGAUCUUACACACCCAUAUUGUACUUGGUUUGACUUGCAACCAGAAUGAAAGCAUUGCGACGUAAUAUUUUGCGCCUCGAAUCUCUAAUCUCACCAUCUCAGAUAACAAAUUUAUGACUAUGUUAUUUAUAUCUACUAUGUUAAUCAUUGGGUUACAAAUUGUCAGAUCUUUUAUGUGCAAAAUGCGGAAAAAAAGGCACCAAAGAAUAAAUUCUUAUUGAAAUAAGUUGGGAGAUACCAUAUCAAAAUAAACCGAUCCAUUUUGUUGGGAUAAUUUUUUUGAAUUUUAUAUCCGAUUUUAGUUAUUUCUGAAAAUAUUUAGAAAAUAAUUUCUUCAUAAAUAAAGUUAUUGAAGUGAAGCGACAACAAAAAUGUCAAGAAAAGACGCUUGGUUAUUAACGAUCUGUAAUUAAAUCAAUAUUUUUAAAAGAUAACGAAAAUCGGAUUUAAAAUAAGGAAAUAUAUGUUCACGAUCAGAACUUAUCAAAAUAUUAAGUGGCUUCACUAUUUUGUCGCGAGUGUGUCUAGUUUUAACUUUUGCACAUUUUUAAUAAACAAAAAACAAUAGUUACGCUUGUGUUUAUUUUAUGCGAUUAUGAAUCUCCCAUAAGUCGAAUAGUUGUUUUGUAUUUAAAUUUUGCUGCUUUUGUUUUUAUUUUAGUCAUAUAUACCCAAGGUUAUAUUAAAAAUUCAAAAAAAAAUGUUAAUGUUGUUGUUGUUUUGUUAAUAAAUUGAUUUUUAUUAGUUGUAAGAAAAUUAAAAAAAAAAACAAUGUUGAAUUUUCUGUGUUAAUGUAAUGGACUUUCCUACCAAACUAACAUUUAAAUAUUGAUCUAACAAUAUACAAAUAU
Messenger RNA from Cylas formicarius (sweet potato weevil), 3393 nucleotides. RefSeq names its product extended synaptotagmin-2 (gene Esyt2). Gene Ontology annotation, biological process: lipid transport. Gene Ontology annotation, molecular function: lipid binding. The coding region runs from base 228 to 2591 and encodes 787 amino acids. The transcript has 21 exons. The record is from RefSeq and is a predicted model, not a curated record. Lineage: Eukaryota; Metazoa; Arthropoda; Insecta; Coleoptera; Brentidae.